Messenger RNA from Cottoperca gobio, 3744 nucleotides. It is a transcript of the gene iars2, whose product is annotated as isoleucyl-tRNA synthetase 2, mitochondrial. The record is from RefSeq and is a predicted model, not a curated record. The transcript has 25 exons. Lineage: Eukaryota; Metazoa; Chordata; Actinopteri; Perciformes; Bovichtidae. Gene Ontology annotation, cellular component: mitochondrion. The coding region runs from base 158 to 3265 and encodes 1035 amino acids. Gene Ontology annotation, molecular function: tRNA binding; ATP binding; aminoacyl-tRNA deacylase activity. Gene Ontology annotation, biological process: isoleucyl-tRNA aminoacylation; mitochondrial translation.
GUGAAAAGACUGCUGUUUGUCAGAAGACUGUCAAGAAUGGAGAGCAACAGUUUGAACAAAACUUGACCACAUAACAUUAGCUCUACAAUCAUAGAAAAUGUAUAACAAUGAACAUAUUUGUAUGAAAUAAUCUGUUGCCUAGCUACCUCGCCUCUCCAUGCUACUGUGCCGGGUUUCGGCAGUAAGCCAGACGCUAGCGAGAUGGGGACGGAGGUCACACCGGGGAGGCGGCCUCCUUCACCGGACUCUCUCCUUCAGCUCCAGCCGCUGUCAUAGUGUCAGUUCAGGAGAAGGCAGCGCUCAGCCCGCAGAGCCAGGCUCUGUUCAGGGACUGUACCGAGACACAGUGCUCCUUCCCCGGACUGACUUCCCAAUGAAACUGACUGGACAGAAGCUGCUGGACCGAGAACUCCAGAUACAGCAGGAGUGUGGAUUUGCCAACUUGUACUCCUGGCAAAGAGAGAGGAAGGCCAAGAAGGAGUUCUGCCUACAUGAUGGACCCCCGUAUGCCAAUGGAGACCCUCAUGUGGGACAUGCACUCAACAAGAUCCUGAAAGAUAUCCGAAACCGUUUUGAGAUGUUGAGGGGGAGGCAGAUCCACUACAUCCCAGGAUGGGACUGCCAUGGCCUGCCCAUCGAGCUGAAGGCUCUGGGGGAGUUGGGGACCAGCGGCCUUGGCCCCCUACAGAUCAGACAGAAAGCGCGGGAGUUUGCCGAGGGGGCCAUAGCACGUCAGAAGGCUGCUUUCCAGCGCUGGGGGGUGAUGGCUGACUGGGAUCAAUGCUACUACACGUAUGAUGGGACCUAUGAGGCUGCUCAGCUGAAAGUCUUCCAAGAGAUGCACAGCAAGGGUUUCAUCUACCAGGACUACAAGCCAGUCUUCUGGUCUCCUUCAUCAAGAACGGCCCUAGCUGAGGCAGAGCUGGAGUACAACCCUGAGCAUGAGAGCAGAGCCAUCUAUGCCACAUUCCCCCUCAGCACACUGCCACCUGAGAUAGCCUCAGAAGGUUUGAACAGUGUCUCUGUGUUGGUGUGGACCACCCAGCCCUGGACCAUUCCUGCUAACCAGGCAGUGUGCUUCAUGCCUAACGCUCAGUACUCUGUGGUGAAGAGGGCGGACAACUCUCAGCUGCUGUUGGUGGCUACUGAGUGCACAGUCAGCGUGGCAGCACGGCUGGGCACAGAGCUGGAGAGUGUAGGCACCUUCACAGGCUCCCAGCUUGAGGGUGGGAUCUGUAAACAUCCCACAAUUCCUGACAAGGAAGUGCCGCUAUUGCCGGCCAAUCAUGUGACUAUGGCAAAAGGAACGGGAUUGGUCCACACAGCGCCAGCUCAUGGCAUGGAGGAUUAUAGUGUGGCGUCACAGUUUAAACUGUCUGUGGAGUGUAUGGUUGAUGAAGAUGGCAAGUUCACUGACCUGGCCGGCCCAGAGCUCCAGAAUCUGUCUGUGAUGACAGAAGGCACUGACAAAGUGAUUUCCAUGCUGAAGGAGUGCGGGGCUCUGGUGAAGGAGGAGCAGCUUCUCCACAGUUACCCGUACGACUGGAGGACGAAGCAGCCUGUCGUCAUCAGGCCCAGUAAACAGUGGUUCAUCAACACGGAGUUGCUUAAAGACAAGGCCAAGGAGGCACUCCAGAAGGUGCGUGUUUUGCCAGAGUCCGCGAGGGGCAGCCUGUUGACCAUGCUGGACAGACGGACGUACUGGUGCAUCUCCAGACAGCGAAGCUGGGGCGUCCCAAUCCCAGUCUUCUACCACAGAGAGACUGAAGAGGCUCUCAUCAACAAACACACAGUGUCCCAUAUAGCAAACCUCUUCAAAGAAAAGGGCAGUGACUGUUGGUGGGAGCUUCCUAUUGAGACUUUGCUGCCAGAGGAAGUGCUCAAGAAGAGUAAAGCAGGUCCAGCGACUGACUACGUUCGUGGAGAAGACGUCCUCGACAUCUGGUUCGACAGCGGAGCGUCAUGGGCUGCUGUACUAGAAGAGGAGCUGGAGGGAGACACUGAGGAGCUUGAGUCCCGUCUCAGCUGGCUCCCCGCUCCGCUUCGCAAACCUCUGGUCACAGAGUCAGACCCCAGGGCAGAUGCAUAUGUGGAAGGGAAGGACCAGAUAGGAGGCUGGUUCCAGUCCUCGCUGCUCACCAGCGUAGCCGUCAGGAACAAGGCACCUUACAAGGCUCUGGUGGUCCACGGCUUUGCUGUCACUGAGAAAGGAGAGAAGAUGUCCAAGUCUCUGGGGAACGUUGUGGAUCCUGAUGCAGUCAUUAAUGGAGGGAAGGACCCCAGUACGCCAGCAUACGGGGCAGAUGUGCUGCGUUGGUGGGUGGCAGAGUCCAACGUCUUCACUGAGGUUCAGAUUGGACCCACUUCACUCAACUCAGCCAGAGACGACAUCAACAAGUUGAGGAACACUAUGAAGUUCCUGCUCGGCAACCUGCAGGGCUUCGACCCACGUGUGCAGGCUGUGGACCCCAAAGAGAUGCACUACAUCGAUCAGUACAUGUUGCACCUGCUGCGCGAGUACAGCAUCAAGGUGACGGACGCCUACAGUGAGUUUGAUGCCGGCAGGGCCAUCCGUGUGUUGCAAGCCUUCAUCACCAGAGAAAUCUCCAGCUUUUAUUUCAGCAUCAUCAAAGACCGGUUGUACUGUGAUCCAGAGGACUCGUUGGGCAGAAGAUCAUGUCAGACCGUUUUAGAGGAAAUCCUGGAUGGAUUGACUAGAUCCAUAGCUCCCAUCCUGCCGCAUCUGGCUGAAGAGGUCUACCUACACGCACCGGGACACGACGAAGGCGACACGUUAUUUAAGAGCGGCUGGAUCAAAAGCAGCUCUGUGUGGCGGCAACCAGGACUGGAGGAGGCGGUGGAAGGGGCGUGUGCCAUCAGGGACUCCUUCCUGUCUUCCAUUCCAGGCAAAAAUGCAGCUCAGUACGACCUCACCAUUGCAAUUGAACCGGGUUUGCUGUUUGAACUCAUGGAGUCUCUCCAAGAGGAACCCAGCUCCACCUCCUCCCAGCUGGCUGAGCUGAUGAUGGUGGCGCGGGUCAACCUGACCAGUGUGCUGCCCCGCGACCUGCCCCAAGAAGCCCUGCUGAGCAACGGCACCUUCCUCAUCAACCUGGAGGGUGGUGUAAUCCGCGAGGACAGUGCCUACACUAUAGCAGCGGUGCCCACUUCUGCUGCCCGGUGCCCACGGUGCCGCCGCCACACCGCAGAUUCAGCAGACUGCCUGUGCCCGCGCUGCCAGACCGCCGUGUCACAUGCUCACUGACAGGCCUGUCACCAUGACGAUCAGAAAACAUUGCACUUGGCUGUUCCCCCCCCACCCCCGUUGCUCCGGUUUCUGUCAUUUAAGAGAAGCUGCAGCUUGGCACAGGGCUGGCAUUGGGACAGAAUGGCCUGAUGGCAGAUAACAAAGCAUACCGUCACUAAAUGCUUCAGGCUUCACUGUUUUAUGCACUUACACACUUUCCCGGAGCAGCAGGUGUGAACUCUGAAACCAAACCGUUGGGCACUUGACUGUGGCCUCGUACCACCAAACAGAUACAGCAUGAGCAACAUUGUUUACCGUCAUGUAUUGUUGGGAAUAGGAAGAUAUUAAUGUUCAGUAUAGAAGGUAAAUGUGUAAAUACAUGUGAAAGGAAUUCAUUACAAUGAGUGUCACUGUGUGACAACAGUACAGAAUUUAUAUUGGGUGACUUCUUGUAAAUGCAUCCCUUCUAUAAUAAAUCAUGUUCCUUGUUAACUUUA